This is a messenger RNA of Sinocyclocheilus rhinocerous, 1635 nucleotides long. RefSeq names its product keratinocyte-associated protein 3-like. Bases 81 to 782 code for a protein of 233 amino acids. The transcript has 6 exons. Lineage: Eukaryota; Metazoa; Chordata; Actinopteri; Cypriniformes; Cyprinidae. The record is from RefSeq and is a predicted model, not a curated record.
GACGUCAUCGAGCAUGAAGGGAGGAAACUGCGUUUGGUAGUUUUUCCUUCUAAACUGGGUUCAAAUUCACGGAUACAGAUAUGUGUGAUUUCGUGUGCUAUAUUCUAGACAAGCAGAAGGGCCCUGGGCUGCUGAUGAAGAAAGGAUUGACCCUCAUUGUCAUCGGUCAUGUUAAUUUCAUCCUGAGUGCCAUUGUCCAUGGCAGCGUGUUACGCCAUGUAUCCAAACCCAGCAAUGAGAUCUCAACAGAGUAUACCGUAUCAAACAUCAUCUCCGUCUCCUCAGGACUGCUGAGCAUUGCAAGUGGAAUUGUUGCAAUAUUGGUGUCAAGGAAUAUUGCCAACUUGAAGCUGCACAUCGGUCUGUUAGUGAGUUCCUUUCUGAACGCCUUUCUCUCGCUGGCGUGUUUAGUGGGGCUGAUUUUGGCGAUCAGUAUGACCAUUUCAGCCGACGGGAGCACGCUCAUGAAAGGAUGUAAUUCCACUAACAUGCCUGUGAAUGCACGAUCUCCGGUCAUCGUCAACUGUCCUUUCGAUGCCACCCGCAUCUAUGACACAACUCUUGCUCUGUGGUUCACCUGUGCUGCAUUCACAGCACUUGAGGCUGGACUGUCUGUGUGGUGCUUUAUUGUGGGUCUCCAGUUAAGAGGCAUCGGACCCUGUGCUCAAACCUACAUCAGAGAGCAGCUAGAAGAGGAGGCACUAGCAUCAGGAUCAAAGAUGGACCAAGACCACACAACUCAAGGAGAGCGUCUCAUUGCACAUCACUCCGCCAGCGCUUAGAGAGACAGUCCCAAGGUUAAGGUGGAAGUUUAAUUAAAUGCUGUGUAGUGAAACAGAUCAUAACAGUGGUUUGCAUUCAUACUGAGUUACAUUCUGAGUUUGUAUUAUAUGAUAAUGGUAGAUGAAUUGAAGCACUGAGGUUAUGAUACAGACAGUCAGUUGAGCUCCAAUCAGAUGAACGUUUGGACUAAAUGUUUCCAGUCCACACAUGUAGACUGUAAUUAGGCCGAAAACAUCAUUAUAUCCAUUAUGUUGUUUUCUGAAACUGUAUCUGGAGUUACUUUUUGUGGUUCUUGUUUACAUUGAAAAACCCAACUUGUGCGUAAUUUCAAAAUUAAGAUGAUGAUUUUUCUAAAGUGACUAUUUGUAUUCUUUUUUUAUACGAGAUGUUAUUGUGCUUGUGAUGUCAAAUAUACCAAAAAUAUUUUAGUUAACUUGAAAGCAGUUGUUUUAAUAGCUAAUGUGCCACAGACUGCUCUCUAUAGCCGGUAGUCAUUCAGAUAUUCCAGUAUGCAGUAUAGAGAGUGUGCCAGAGCGCCGUGAGACAUGUUAAUAUGAGUUGGAUUUAAUGAUGCAGAGGAAAAUCUCACAUUCACAGAUAAUCCAGUAUGAUUAAAGGCAUUAAAUAUUGACAUAGUGACGUGCCUGACACUGUCAAAGCAAAGGGAUUUCCCUCUACAUGAUGCAUUAUAGUUCAUUUCAAAAGACUGUGUUUGUGUGUUUAGAGAACUGUAAUUUUGUUUCAUUCCUGACAGAUUAUUCAAAAGUUCCUCAUCUGAGUUCAGAGAGGUAAAGCAUUGCUGUCUACAUUUCAUUUUAUUACUUUUUAACACUGUAGUAUGUCGUUGUUAUC